This is a messenger RNA of Fusarium odoratissimum NRRL 54006, 1329 nucleotides long. RefSeq lists its product as uncharacterized. The record is from RefSeq and is a predicted model, not a curated record. Bases 1 to 1329 code for a protein of 442 amino acids. NCBI's taxonomy places the organism in Eukaryota, Fungi, Ascomycota, Sordariomycetes, Hypocreales, Nectriaceae. The transcript has 5 exons.
AUGGAUGGAGAGGUUGAAUCGAUUCUCUUGGAGUUCAACAAAGAACUCGAUUUCAAGAGGGCGAAGGAAGUGUAUCACACUCUGCAGAUAAUGGAACCAGGCCUGGCGAAGGAUGAUGCCAAACGAAUCAGGUCAUUUUUCAAAGAGAAACCACGCCUCUUGUUGUCUAAGAAAUACCCUGAGAGGUUCCUUUCGACCCAGUGUGUCUGGGCACCAAAGUUAAUGAGUCGACGCAAUGCAAGCGAGACUUGUCCAGAACUUGAAUCAUUCUUCGCCGACCUCUUAGGAGUUCCAAAAACCGACAUUGGCGCUAUCUACCUCGAGAUUGUCAGCUUCAAUCGCCGGAUAAUAGUCGACCCCUACGAUCCAGCUGAGGAACAAGCCAAAAGACUUCUAGACGACCUCCUUGAGAGCAAAAUAUUCCAAGUUCUUGGGAAAGAUGGAUUUGUUCAAAUGUUUUCAGUCUCGAAGCCUUUCUACAUCAUAGACAGGGAAUAUCUGCAUGGUAGCUUUAGAGAACAAGUGGAUGUCCUCGAUAUUGAUCACACUACCUUUUGGCUACUAGAACCUUUCUUUAUCCGGAUGGGCUUUAAGAGCAGGUUUCACAGAAACAACCUUAUCAUGGAACCUGCUUCCUUGACUCCUGGCUCAGUGAAUUGGCAGGCAACGCCAGUCAUGGAUCCAGAGCGAGUUGAUGGAUUCUUGCGGAGCUUCCGUACAAAAAUUACAGAGGAGAUAGCCUCACUUGAGCGGCAUUUGGAAAUGACCAAGAUCCAUUACUUGGACGAGGGCGACGUGAGAUGCAACGUGUUCAUCAAGGGACUUCCCUCAACUUCUUAUGAAACUUCAUUUUCGCCUUUCUAUAUUCACAAACGUCGAAAUCACAGGUUGAAUAUCUACAUCUCAAAACAGUCGGCUGAAGUCACGACUUCAGUUGAGCUGCCUCGCUCUUUGGCUGCGUGGUUGAUGGGAGAUUCCAAGCAUCCAGAUGCAAAGCAGGCUGACCCAAAAUUCAUCUACCUUGUGGGAACUGUACUCAGGGUUAGAUAUCACAAACUUUCUGCUAUCAAGGAUAUCCUUGAUGGAGAAGGUAUUGUUGAUGUUGAUAAACUGCAAUGUUCUAUUUAUCAUCCCCAGAGCCAGAAGCGAAAGUCACCUCACUUGUUCUCCGCUCAACCGCCCUCGUUCGUGUCCAGUCGUUCGACUCUAGAUUCCAACCGCACUUCGACACCAGCGCAAGUCUACGACUCGUCUGAGCGAGUAUGGUCGUUGAGCUUCCAGGAGAACAAGGACAGCAGCACCACUGAGGAUUCAGGCUGGGUAAAAUAG